This is a messenger RNA of Esox lucius (northern pike), 4399 nucleotides long. Its product is annotated as KIAA2013 ortholog. The transcript is spliced from 3 exons. Bases 668 to 2533 code for a protein of 621 amino acids. NCBI's taxonomy places the organism in Eukaryota, Metazoa, Chordata, Actinopteri, Esociformes, Esocidae. The record is from RefSeq and is a predicted model, not a curated record.
UUUUAACGUUGAUCUCACUAGACGCUGUUGUUGUGAACGAUAUUCUAUAUUGUUGAGUUCUUAAACAAGGUAAUCCACCUCAACAAGGAAUGCAAUCUCACAACUUAUAGACGCAAGCAACUAAUGAGCAACAACUGCGCUCAAUGGACGUAUAGUCACGAUGUGAAAAACACAAGCAAAGUGUCGCGUAAUUCACAGCGUAAUGCUAGUUUGCAACCGCCAUAGCUAGUAGUACUAGCAGCAUUAUUACAGCUAACGGGUUAGCACUCUUGGUAAGCUUGUUAUUUAGCUUGAUAACUGUCUAGAUUUGACCGCAAGCAAUUUUAAUACAUUUUAAUUGAAAUGUAAUGUAUGUUCCUGUCGGAUAACAACAUAGCUAACUAGUGGUUAAUUUUAACAGUUUAACUUUAUUAGCGACGGUAGCUACGUUAGUUUAGCUACCUGGUUAUACACUGUUACUGAAGUUAGCUUGUUGUGAGCAAAUACAAAACUUCCAAAUACAAUUGUAAAAUGGCUGUAUAGGACAUAUCCUGGUAUGCUAGUGUUGCAUCUGUUUAGAUAGAAUGGAGAAUUAACUAACUGAUCGUAUAUUGUGUUUAUUGUCUAGCUAACUAACUAGCUCGUUAAGAGUUAAGUUGUGUUUAAUUGACUUCAGUGUAUAUUCAAAAUGUGGCUACAACAAAGAUUGAAGGGCCUACCGGGUCUGUUGUCGAGCAGCUGGGCAAGACGAAUGCUGAUUGGAUUCCUGGUUUUCCUCAUCUUUUAUUGGUACCUUAGCUCAGAUGGUGCUUUGAGGUUGUUUAGUGGCUUAGGUCAAUCAGGGGGGCCUUCAGGACAAUGCCUCCAGACUGAAAUCCACAGGUGGAAGUCAUUGGUGGAUCGGGGGGAAGGAAUCUACACCACCUCUCAGGAGAAAGUGGUUACGCCUUUCAUUUCAGGUAAUGGACAUUUCCUGGUGGACAUUGACUCCAACAAACUGUGGGUUGCGUCGUCCUUCCAGCCCGGUUCAGCCCCUGUCCACCAGACUGAGUAUUCACCCAUAGUGAGCGUCCAUGUCCCUGGUAAGCGGGCUGAGGCACAGGCCACCAUGCUCUGGUUCCGUAAAGGUGCUGUUUUGUCCGUCCGCUGUAUCCUCCCUGGUGGCACCGGCAGCUCCGGGUCAGCCCGCGACUGCCUUACCGUCCGAGAGGAGUUCAUUGCACACCGCAGUCGGCCCAACAUAUACCUCCAGAGGAUCCACGUCAACAACCCUUCGGAGAGGGUCGCCACCCUGGAGGUUUCCACUGAAUUGCCGUCAUUCGGGAGUAAGUUCUCAGCAAGCGUGGAAAAGGUGGAAGACAGGGAGGUGGUGCUGUCCUCAGGCCGUGUGGUUUUACCAGAGAAGAAUCAGAUGGUGCUAGUGGUGGUGGCCACCAAGAAGCUUGGCAGUCGCAUCCAGGUGGCAGCCAAGUCGGAAUACAUAGAGAGUGUGGUGUCUGUGGUGUGGACUUCAGAGCCCAUUGAUUCUGCCAAGCAGGAAGAUACUUUCACCAGGCUCCGAGAGGGGGCCAAGAAAGAGCUGGGUGAGCUUCUCAGAGCUAACAUCGAAGAUUUGGUCCAAGACCACCAACAGGCCUGGGUGGACCUUUUCAUCUCUGGGGUGGAGAUGCGCAAGAUUACCGACUCUCACACGCCGUCCAGUGUCACCGUCAACACCACGCUCUACUACAUCCUCUCAGCCUCGCCCGCCCCUCUACUGGACCGCCGCCUGGGCGCCGAUGAGCGCGCCCGCCUGGAGUCGAGCCUCAACUAUGCCGACCACUGCUUCAGCGGACACGCCACCAUGCACGCUGAGAACCUGUGGCCGGAGCGGGUCAGCAGCGUAGCCCAGGUCCUGCAGUUGGUCACUCUGUGGACCCUCACCCUGCAGAAGAGGGGCUGCAAGGUGCUCGUGGCGGCGGGGGCCCACGGCGUCAUGCAGGGUGUUGUGCUCAGUUUCGGCGGCCUCUCAUUUAAUGAAAACCACCUGCAGUUUCAGGCGGACCCGGACGUGCUGCACAACAGCUACGCCCUGCGGGGCAUCCACUACAACCAGGACCUGAUCAACCUGGCGGUGUUGCUGGACGCCGAGGGCAAGCCCUUCCUGCACGUGUCCGUGAAGCCUCAGGAGAAGCCCGUCGCGCUGUAUGCCUGCGAGGCGGGCUGCCUCAACGAGCCAGUAGAGCUGACGUCUUCACUGGUGGAGGCCAAGGGCCACGUGUUCCCGGUGAUGGUGACACAGCCCAUCACGCCGCUGCUGUACAUCUCAACAGACCUGCGACAUCUGCAGGACCUGCGGCACACGCUUCACCUCAAGGCCAUCCUGGCCCACGAGGAGCACAUGGCCAAGCAGUACCCGGGCCUGCCCUUCCUCUUCUGGUUCAGCGUGGCUUCGCUCAUCACCCUGUUCCACCUGUUCCUCUUCAAGCUCAUCUACAACGAGUACUGCGGGCCUGGUGCCAAGCCGCUGUUCAGGAGCAAGGUGACGAAACCAAAUGAGGAAAUGGAAACUUAGGAAGCAGCCAUGACAUCACAGGUGCAUGCAGAGUAGCAGCCUGCGAUAGCAGCAUAAGACAAAUUACUUUGCCAUGAAGUGUGUUACAGUUCAUGCCAUCUGAUUGGGCCAUUCUUUUGUCAAUGGUUUGUGUUGUGUGAUUGAUUGUUGAUUUGAUUUUUGACAUGUUGGAGCAGAAAUCAGAGAAAUGCUAACGUGUAAUUGGCAAGGUUAAUGAAAGUUUUCACAAUGCUUCCAUUCGUUUUGGCAGGACGACCCCUCGGUUUGAAUCAACACCAUCAUCAAUUAUGGGGGGAGGGAAGCCAACUGAUUGUUCUCACUGGCAAAACUCCAAAUAGAGGCUCAUGUCAGAAAGGUUGAAGUAUGAGCCUGAUUGAAAGCAAACUGGAGGAGUCCGAUUUUCUUUCACAUCAUUGGCCCUGUUGGGAAAUGUAAAAAUCUAUCUUUGCUUCCUUUCUUUGAAGUCUUGAUUGAAUUAAUGAUAGAUAGUCUUAUUGGGUUAAUUGCUCUGGAUUGAAAUUGAUAUUCUUCUUUUGAUCCAUUUACAUGAGACAGGCCUUUUUCCAGUUAGAUUUGCAAAAUUCUCUCCAACCUCUCUCGCCACCUUUUGAAAAUGUCAAAGGUAAUAGAGGACAGGCAGCAAGCGGACUGGAAGCGGAUGAAUAUGAGCUUGCUGUGUUUACAUGCUGUUUUGGUAUAUAGCCUACUUAUGGGGCAAUUUCAGCAUUUUUCCACCUCAUCUUCAGCACCAUAACUGUGUAUAUGUUAAAUUGAAAGUCUGGGCAGACUGACACAUUUCUCCUUAAGGCACCCAUUAUUUUCCAAAUAAUAAUUUUUUUGUUCAUAAGGAAAGAAAGUCUAGUUUGACAAGCCCAAUUUGCCUGACAUUCUCCAUAUAGUAGCCACUCUGCCUGCCCCUGUUAUUUUUAGUAAGUAAAACCUUUCUAAACCUGGAAUGGGUUUUAAGAUUGAGCAGGGUUGUUCUCACAAUUCCACAAAUCUCAUAGGGCCAAUUUUGCAGACACCGAUUUUCUAGUCUACAGAUAAAAACAUUAAUUCAACAAACAAACAAGCUCAAUUAAGUUUUCUACUGAACUAGAUUUUUUUUGUUCUAGACUACGCUUAAUCCUUGUCUGUGAAACCUGCCCGGAAAGUCUCAUGUUUAAACUUUGAUGUCAUUUGGUUGAGCUUUGAAAUAAAAAGAAAAGUUUUUACAAAACUAGAAUUUGCCUUUUUCCACAUAUAUUUACUGAUAUUGUGCUGGAGCAAGUUAAAAUAAAGUUGGAAGGUGGUGGAAUUGCCCUUGAAAUAUUUUUGUAGCCAAUUUGUUUCCUGUUUCGACUACCACUUCACACUGUUUAGUUUGAUAAACAUUAAAGCAAUGAAAUUCCAUUUGGUCAUUUUUGCAGUAUGUUUCUACUUUUUAUACUGUAUGCUACUUUUGUUGUGGUGACAACAUUUAAAUGAGGUUGCACUAUACAAUAUAUACUAACUAUUCCGACAUGAUUGUGCGAUUGGGAUUGUAUGUGCAUUAACAAUGUUUUAGAUAUUUCACCAUUAGAUCUACUGAGUUCCUACAAAUUAAAUUUACAAAUUUCGACUUGUGUUUUUGAGUUGGUUCAUUUUGCAUUUGAAGGGCUUUUUUGGAUCAGUUAUUUUGUUUGUAACUAAUGAGUGUGCCUUAAAGUAAUUUAUUCUGAUUACUCCUACAACUUGGUUGGAUUGUACUUGAAUAUUGUAUGAUAAUGUGAUUUGGGGGUAAAUAAAAAUGUAUGUUAUUAUAAGUUUAAAUUUGAAUAAAAUGCAAAAUGUAUAGACUUUAAAUUAUGGUGUAAAUAUGUCACAUUAAAGUAAUGCGUUGAGGAA